Diospyros lotus (date-plum) is the source of this 2933-nucleotide messenger RNA. Its product is annotated as nucleolin 1. The coding region runs from base 397 to 2442 and encodes 681 amino acids. The transcript has 9 exons. Gene Ontology annotation, cellular component: cytoplasm; nucleus. Gene Ontology annotation, molecular function: poly(A) binding. The record is from RefSeq and is a predicted model, not a curated record. Gene Ontology annotation, biological process: regulation of mRNA stability; mRNA processing. Lineage: Eukaryota; Viridiplantae; Streptophyta; Magnoliopsida; Ericales; Ebenaceae.
UGUUCCAUUCAGAGUCUCUCCCCAGAAAAAAAGAAAGGGAAAAAGGCAUUCUGGGGGUUUCUCUUGCGCGACGAAAUCAAUUCCUUAUCGUCCAGCGCAAUCCAAUUCCUGCCACUUUCCCGAGAAAAUCUCCGAACGCUUCCAUAUAUACCGCCUCUCGCCGCCUUCUUUUACCGGCGGAUCGCUUAUCAAACAGCUUCGUCCGUCUGUAUAUAUAUGCCACUACGUAUCCGGAGGCCAACUGCAUUCUGUGGCCGAGUUUCAUUUGCCGUACGCGAGCGGGGCUGCAGUUAUUGAGUGGGGCCGUUGCGUUUUGGAAGGGUUCAGCAUUCAACAAUCAUCGGCAGUGAAGCUAUCUAGGGUUUUGUGUGUCGAAUUCAAGGAGUAGUAUUAAAGAUGGAGGGUGCGGAUCGAGAUGGUGAUGAUCGGACCUUUAGGGUUAACUUUAUGGGCGAUGGGGCUGCGAUGCUGCGGGAGAGAGUGAAUGAGAAACUGAAGGAGUUCAUGGGGGAUUACACUGAUGACACUCUCGUGGAGUAUGUGAUUGUAUUGAUAAAAAAUGGCAGGAGCAAAGAAGAAGCAAGGAAAGAGUUGAAUGUCUUUCUGGGCAGUGAUAGUGAUUCUUUUGUAUCUUGGUUGUGGGAUCACUUGGGAUCAAAUCUUCAUCUUUAUGUACAACCUCAGGAGUCACAUCUAGAUGAAGCUGCUAAAGUAAAACCCACAACUGGGAACGAAACUGGUUCUCACCGCUUGGAUUCUGAUGCUGAAAGAGGAAAGUCUAAUAAGUCAUCCAGAAGCCGGCACAAUAAGGAGUGGAGAGGUCUAGUAAGGGAUGCCAAUGAACCACCCCCUUUCCAAAGCUCUGUGAUCGACAAUGUUCAUACAGAUGAGAGGAUUCAUCAUAAAGUCAGUCAUGCUAAACGAUCUCCUUCUCCACAAGCUGUAGCUCAGAAGAAGAGAAGAUGGCCUGAUGAACGGCAACAGGCUAAGAGGGGAUUAACUUCCCAAGUAGCCAUUGAUGCUCCUCGAAGGCUGCUGCAGUUUGCUGUUCGUGAUGCUGUGACCACCAAAAGACCAUCCACUUCAACAUCAGAACCUGCACUAAAGCGUCUACGUUCUGUAGUUUCUACAUCAGGUGGAGACUCAAUAGUUGAAGGUCAUCGUCGUAGAAUUCGGUCAGUUGCAACAGUUCCUAAUGCCAUGGCUACUGCUAUUAAAGCUGUUGAAGAAGCUGCCAAGGAUGUUGUUAAAAACAGGACAUCACAUAAUGUGUUUGACAGGCUUGGUCGUGGUACAGAUUUUUCUCAGGGCAAUGACCAACAAGAAGAAUUUGGUGAAGCAGCAUUUGAAGGUAUGGAAUAUGGAGAUUGUAACCAAUCUUGGAAGGAGACCCACUCACCUUAUCUGCAGAGAAGUGGCCAUGGCGAUGCGACGAUUUUGGAACCUGAUGCCAGAAUGGCUUCUGAUUCAGCAUCUGAUAAUGAAGGAUAUGAUGGCAUUUCCGCUGGAAAUGAGCAGGACGACUCACUAACGGUGCAGUAUAACAUGGCUGAAAACAGCAGCAAAAUGUCGCAAAAGCCACGGAAAGAUCAGGAUCAGCCUGCUUUGGUAGCUAGCAAUUCUCAGAAGAUUGUGAAUAUAUCUGUAAAUGUAAAUACAUGGAAACCAUCUCACUAUCAGGAGCCAAGAGAGAUGCGAGAAGUGGAUGUUCAAAAAUCCAUUCAGGAGAGUGAGUCAGGUCAUGGCAAAUCUGGGAUGUGGUUGACAAAAGAGAAUAGCAACCUGGUUACAGCUAGUAAUGGAAAUGCAAAAUCUGUCGCAGAUGCUGAGAAAGACUCCCAGAAAACGCUGUCUACUACUCAUGGCUUGUAUUCUACUGGCCGUCCUAUAGAAGAUGCUGAUUCUCGGACUGUUUUUGUUAACAAUGUUCAUUUUGCUGCCACCAAGGAUAGUCUUUCUCGGCAUUUUAACAAGUUUGGUGAAGUGCUCAAAGUAAUAAUUGUGACUGAUGCAGCAACUGGGCAUCCAAAAGGGUCAGCAUAUGUAGAGUUCAUGAGGAAAGAAGCAGCUGAGAAUGCACUAUCGCUUGAUGGUACCUCGUUUAUGUCACGCAUUCUAAAGGUUGUGAAGAAAAGCUCUGCCCAUCAAGAACCCACAUCCAUCCAAACAUGGCCGCGUGUGUUGCGUGGAUCACCAUUUGUGCCCCCAAGAUUUGCCGGAGUCUCUUUUCCAAGAGGCGUGCACGGUCUAUACAGAGCUCGGCUCCCAAUCAGAGCUGGUGCUAGGAGCUUUCAGUGGAAGCGGGAUGCCCAGGGCACUGCAAAUGAGAGUGGUGGUGCUGGCGGCGCAGCCUCCAGUAGCAAUAUUGCCUCUCCUGGUGCUCGAAGUCUCACCUAUGUCCGACCAGAGCCUAGACCCCAUGGGAGUUCUGCUGCUACCUAAUUCUCUACGAAAUUGCCUGUCUUGUCAGCUUGUCCCAACUGAACUGGGCACAAAUUUUGGGUUACUUGCAGAUGAGGUUAAUUGGAAGAAAUCAUAGUAGUUGGGAAUCUAUGAUUGUUCUUUGCGAUUCCAUGGUUGGGGGUUGGUUGGUUCUCUAGAUUUUGAAGGGUUCCCUAUUGUCACUGUUCUAAAAAUAACAGAAGGGGGGGUUGGGGGUGGGGUUGCCCAAAAGGUGAAAGUAAUAGGGGAAGUUAAGUUGUUGCCCUAAAAAAGUAAAGUUGGUCCAGUAACUCUUGUUUUUUUCCUCUUUUCUUUUGUUGAAAGCUGUGAGUAGGGGAUGGAUGGUAUAAUUUAUUUAUUUUCUGCUGUAUGUCUUUUUUUUUUUUUUUUUUAAUUUUUGAACUGGGAAAAAUUGAGUUAGACAAAAAAAAAAAGAAAAAGAAAAAAGGAGAGAUUUUUUAUAUAUAUGCACAACAACAUUUCUAGUCUUA